Messenger RNA from Plutella xylostella (diamondback moth), 2933 nucleotides. It is a transcript of the gene kraken, whose product is annotated as serine hydrolase like 2 kraken. NCBI's taxonomy places the organism in Eukaryota, Metazoa, Arthropoda, Insecta, Lepidoptera, Plutellidae. The record is from RefSeq and is a predicted model, not a curated record. Gene Ontology annotation, cellular component: membrane.
UGUCAGUUUUUCAUUUUCAGCACAAAGCAUGAAAAGCGAAUCGUCGAUUUUAUAAAUUUAUUGCGUCACACGUAACAAAUACGAUAUAACACUACAGAAUUCCAUUUAAUAGGUAGCCGCUACUCUCUAUAAACGUUUGUAUUGAUUUCCCGGUCUUGCGGUCACCUUGAUAGGAAAUAGGAAUAAAAUUUACACGGAUGGAGUGCUAUGGACGUAAUAUUUAAGUGCAGUGAGAGAACUUUAAUUAUAACUUCAGUGAAUUUUAGUUGAAUUUCGAAUACGGUUAGUUGUAAAAAACACAGUGCUUAAUAAUGGCUCAAGGAAAUAUGAAUGGUCACCAAAUACAAGAAGAGCUGCCGCUCGGGAUCAAAGUGGAAGAGAUCGAGAUCCCGGUCCCGUGGGGCUUCGUGGCGGGGCGGUGGUGGGGGCCGCGCGACAAGCAGCCAAUCAUCGCGCUGCACGGCUGGCAGGACAACGCGGGCACGUGGGACAACCUGGUGCCGCUGCUGCCGGUCACCGCCGCCGUGCUGUGUCUCGACCUGCCCGGCCACGGCCUCUCGUCGCAUUACCCCACCGGCAUGCAUUAUUACAUCUUCUGGGACGGCGUCUCUCUCCUCCGCCGGAUAGUUAAGCACUUCGGCUGGAGUAAAGUCACCCUCAUGGGACAUUCCCUCGGCGGUGCGCUAAGUUUCAUGUACGCGGCGUCGUUCCCUGAUGACGUAGAUCGCAUUAUUUGCGUGGACAUCGCGAGCCCGGCGGUGCGCGAGCCGACGCACAUGGUCAACUCCACCGGCUGGGGCGUCGACAAGUUCCUCGAGUACGAAAACUUGACCGAGGACAAGAUACCCUGCUACGAGUACGAUGAGAUGAUCGACAUAGUGUGCGACGCGUAUAAAGGCUCGGUCUCGAAGGAGAACUGCAAGGUGCUGAUGAAGCGCGGCAUGGCGCCGGUGCCUGCGCAUCUCAACAAGAAGGGGUACUUCUUCAAGCGGGAUCCGCGGUUAAAGAUCGCGGGGUUAGCUAUGAUGUCGAUUGAAACAGCGCUCGCCUACGCGUCGAAGGUGAAGUGUAAAGUGUUGAACAUCCGCGCGUUGCCCGGACAGAAGUGGGAGCGGCUGGAUUACUACCUGGACGUCGUCAACAAGCUCAAGGAAACUGCUGACGUCACGUACCACGAGGUGGAGGGCACGCACCACGUGCAGUUGGACGCGCCAAUGAACAUCGUGCAUCUCAUAGAGGAGUUUCUAGAACAGUACUGAUUGGUUGAGAGUGUUGUAGGCAAUUGUUUGGUGCGGAAGCGGAGAUAUCACAAGUAGGUUGUUAAGUUCUGGGGUUGGUUCUAAAGGCAGAAGAUUGAUAAAUUAGUUAUUGAUUUUGAGCACUUCAAGUAAAAAACGUAUCUCUCUACUACAUACUUAUAUCUAGAUUUUUAAAAGCCUGCACAUUGUUUUCGAUUUCUGCCUUUAGAAUGAAUAGUCCAGAUCUACUGAAUAGAAAGUUAACAUCAAUCAUGACUUGCGAUUGAAUGUUUCCUUAGGUUGCACAUAGGUAAGUAGGUGAAAUUCUUGUAAAGCAGUCACAAUUUAAAUUAAAGGAGUUAAGCUAUAUUUUUAAUACUUAAUUGCAAUGGUUUUGGUGAAUUAUUCUUGAAUGAGCGCACAGUAGUUGAUAGUUAAGAAAUAUUCCACUUAUUACUUGAAAUUGUGAUAGAUAAAUGUAAAUAGUGUGAUACAAAGAGUGAUGUGAUACAUAUGGAAUAUGUAAUUAUGCUUCAGUUAAUUUAUUACUCGUAUGCUUACCUAGAAAAUCAUACCUAGUAUGUUAGUAAUUAAGGGCUAUUUUGGAUUACUAUUGAUAGGAAUUCGGUAUUUUGUCAGGUCAAGCUGGCUAGUAACCUGCGUGUGAAUGCUUUAUAAAUAGUACGCACGUGUGAAACCACAACUUUAAAAAUAAAUUGACGUAUUUUUAACUCUCUUAACCUUGUAAGAAAUAUUCCAAUGACGCUAUCAAAGCUAGUUAUGACCAUAAUUAAUGUCCAUAUAAUUACAGGGUCAAACUCGAAGUAAUAUCUAAUAUCCCAAAGUAAGUUGAACGUUGAACAGACCCGCACUUUUUUUUUGUGAAAACAUAAACAUAUUUUUGGAGAAAUAGAAAUAUUUUGACUGGGCUAAAAUUUAUUUUUUAUGACAUAUUGCACACUUGUCUAAUCUUUGGUUUUUGAUAUUUAUUAUUUGGUACAAGGAUUAUCCUUUUGGGAUAUAUUCCUCUCUCUUAGCUGACUCGUUUUAAAGAUAGCCUAUACUUAAAUGUAUGUUCAAAAUACAAAUAAUUUACUUGAUUAAUAGCGAAAUAGGAUUAAUGCAAGUCACCCGUAAGCAAUUCACUUCCAAUACAGAGAUAAGUAAUUCCAGUACUGUAAUAUGUGAGUUUAUUAUGUAUAUCUGAGUUUGAGUGUAGAUUAGGAUGGAAGAAUAUAGGCUAUAGCUAUAAUCUUACUGAACUAUUGAUAGCUGAUAAAAGUAUAUUUAUGUAUAGUACCUACAUACUGCGGUAUAACACUAACACAUACCUUUAAUCAUAUUACUAUAUAUUUAAUCAGCAGUUAUGACCAGUGAUAUCAUCAUUGUAUGAAUAAUUUUACUGCUAUAGAUUGAAAACUUAUUGUAUCAGUUUUUACACUUUGCCCUCGCCAUCAAUUUGCCUAUUUUCUAAUUUGCAAGUUUACAUAACUAUUUCUAAGCAUUUUAUAAGUUUGGCGAAACUCACAAAACGAAUUUACAAUUAUGUAUAAAAAAUGCGAAUAGCACUAUAAAAUUAUUUAUUCUUACACUUAUUACAAUAUAUGAAUAUUAUGAAUGAGUAUGUACAAAUACGAAGAGAAAAUAUUCCAAUGGUUUCGAUUGGUGAAUACAGUUGAUGUUAUGUUGUUGAAA